AUGGCAAGAGUCACACAAGGUAGAGCUAUGGAAAGCAACUGGUCCGGAUGGUAUUUAGGUUUCUGGUGGAAACACCUUCUUGCCGCAAGGCACGGUUUAAUCCAAACCGAGGAAGAUGAUUCCGAACUGGCUUUGCCAGGGCCGGGUAAUCUUGAUACCGAAGGAGCGUCCGCUACUGUGGGUUCGAGAAUGGUAAGAUUUCGAGAUCGUUCGCUGACGAUCAGAAAUGAUCUGAUGCAAAGUGAUGCCUUGAGUCCUCUGCUGUUCUGUCUCACUAUAGCGCCGAUCUCUUACUGGAUUCGGAAUAAUGUCAGUCCAUAUCGUACUGUGACGGAUCUAUACUCUGAUUGGGAAGAUAUGGCUGCAGCUAAAACCGGUAUCCAGUGCCUCUUUGGACAGCUUGGUCUGGAACUCAAUGCACGCCAGUGCGCUUCAUGCAGUCUAAACCAUGCCAUUUCAGUGCAAAUGGACAGCAUCCCGGUUCUCGGGAGAACUGAGCUCUAUAAGUACUUGGGUGCAGAGCAAAAUGGACUAGUUUGCAUCAAUGAACUAUACGAUCGCGUCGAGUUGGCAGCAGGCGGUUGA
This is a messenger RNA of Cylicostephanus goldi, 585 nucleotides long. Lineage: Eukaryota; Metazoa; Nematoda; Chromadorea; Rhabditida; Strongylidae. The record is from the annotation of a GenBank genome assembly.